Molecule: messenger RNA, 4067 nt
Organism: Dicentrarchus labrax (European seabass)
Lineage: Eukaryota; Metazoa; Chordata; Actinopteri; Moronidae
Gene: b3galt6
Product: UDP-Gal:betaGal beta 1,3-galactosyltransferase polypeptide 6
Exons: 2
Coding region: 375-1394 (339 amino acids)
Biological process (GO): glycosaminoglycan biosynthetic process
Cellular component (GO): membrane
Molecular function (GO): UDP-galactosyltransferase activity
Source: RefSeq, a predicted model, not a curated record
UUUUUAAUAUUCCCUUCUUUCGGGGUCUUCACUUCCGUUUCCUCGUCGUCACGGCCACACAGAACUGAUUUUGGUUUACACUACGAGACAAAUAAUGAAUACAUCGGUACCGGGCUCAACUCACCCAGCGGACGAUUUAAGCUGCUUAUAGUAACCUGUCUGACCGACGCCGCUAGACUUAGUGGUUUCAAUCUCCCGUUUAGACCAAUAUGAGCAACUUGUGUGUGUUUGCAUUGACUGCAGUGAGCUUACAAAGUGCGCAGAGGGUCUUAUCUCGGUAGCUAGCGUUAGCUCUGCAGAGCUGCUAUCUGUGGCCCGCCCUGGCUGUAUCUAUCACUGGACAGGUACUUUUCGAUAAGCUAAGACUCAGCACCAUGAAUCUCUUGCGUCUAGUGUGCCGCCACAAGACAGCGCUGGUCAUUGGCACUGUGUGCAGCUUUGCUGUAGUUCUGGUCUUCUUGGCCAAAUGUACCUCAGAAACCCUGAAACAGGGCCACCAGGAUCCUCCUGGCCUAGCCCCUCAUGCCAAUGCUUUGCAGCCCCGUCCAGAGCAGCCUAAUGCCCCCUCCACAUCCAAAGACUCGUCAGCAUUCCUUGUGGUCCUCAUCACAACCGGACCUAAGUACACAGAGCGGAGGAGUAUCAUCCGCAGCACGUGGCUGGCAAAGCGGGACUCUGAUGUUCGGGCCAUGUUUGUGGUGGGAACUCAGGGACUUCCCAAUGAGGACCUUCAGAAUCUUAACACCGAGCAAGGGCGGCACAAGGACUUGCUUUUGUUGCCUGACUUGCGAGAUUCUUACGAGAACUUAACUCUGAAGCUGUUGCACAUGUACUCCUGGCUGGACCAGAAUGUGGAGUUCAAGUUUGUCUUCAAAGCAGAUGAUGACACAUUUGCUCGCUUGGACCUCCUUAAGGAGGAGCUGAAGGGGAAAGAGCCUAAUCGGUUGUACUGGGGCUUCUUCUCAGGGAGGGGGCGAGUGAAAACAGCUGGGAAGUGGCGGGAAAGCUCUUGGGAGCUUUGUGACUACUACCUGCCGUACGCACUGGGUGGCGGAUACAUCCUCUCAGCUGACCUGGUGCAUUAUGUGCAUCUUAACGCAGGGUACUUCAAGACGUGGCAGAGUGAGGAUGUGUCACUGGGUGCCUGGCUGGCACCAGUGGAUGUUCGGCGGACACAUGACCCACGCUUUGACACAGAGUACAAAUCGCGUGGUUGCAACAACAAAUACCUGGUGACACAUAAGCAGAGCUUGGAGGACAUGUUGGAAAAGCACCAGACUCUGCAGCGUGAUGGCAGGCUCUGCAAGGAGGAAGUCAAGCUGCGAUUAUCGUAUGUGUAUGACUGGAGUGUGCCACCCUCACAGUGCUGCCAAAGGAAGGAUGGCAUUCCUUAAUUUUUGUCCUUUUUACAAGGCUGAAGUUGGCUUCUGAUUUGUAUUAUUCAAUUUGGGAAAAGAUUAAGACAUAAUGUUUUUCAACCAAUUCUCCAUUGUUACACUAUUUUAAGUUGUGUGACGGGUCCCAGAUAUCAUAAAAAAUGCCUUAAUCCUGUUUAAAAACCCCACUUUCAGAUUCAGAGAACCAUUUUUCUCAUGCCGUUAACAAAAAAAAGGGUGAUUUCAAUGUUUUUCGUCACGUAGACCAUGUAAGAGCAGGUUAAAAAACUAUAGUGAACUAGAGUUUUCAUGUUCAUUAAGUAUAGGUUUGACCAAUUAAGGCAUGAUGGUUUUUGAGCUAGACCUGGUCUAAUGUGGUCUAGAUGGAGGAAAAGUAAUGACAUUACCUCUUUUUUCAGUUUUCACAAACCUAAUAAAGGUUUACCAAAUAAAGAACAGGAUUUUUUCUACUAUCUCUGAAGUCUCUGUGUUAAUCUAGUCCAUUUGAUGUGGUCUGGAUGGAGAACAAGUAAUUGAAUCACACAUUUUUUCUGUUUUUGGAAGCAGAACUUUAAGUGGAGUAACAAGAGAGAAAUGACUCAAAAAGAACAUCCCAUAACUCUUAAAUAGGAAGCUAACUUCAGCCUAGUGUCCUUUUUGACUUGUAAACUCCUUUGGCCUUGUUAUUUGGACCCAUGCUUAUGUCAGUGCUCUCCUUACCUACAGUUUACCACACUGGUGGCCUACUUCUCUCCUCUGUCAGUGCUUCUUCUGCUGUACCUUUUGCUUAAUAUUUUCCAGCACUAUGAGAUAUGUUUAAGGUUAUUUCAGUGUAGUAGAUAGUACAGUGAAACACAGAUGGGAGAUUCUUAUCCUGCCAUGAUGUCUACAUUUUUUUGUGUGAAAGCAAAUUGUUUUGUAUUUUAUUUAUUGUUAAUUUAUUCUGCAGCAAACACAACACACUGAUAUUGAGCUGGGACAGAAGCACAGUGGCUGUGGUUGCUGUUUGUGAGUAGAGUUUGUAUUUAUAAAUGUGUUGGGGGGGCUCGUAUAUAAUUCACCGAAUUAAUGGUCAAGAAAUGUUAACUUUUUAAAUGUAAAACCUUUGUUUACUGCCAAUGGUACACAAUGUGUCAUGUGUUUUGGAGGUACAAAGAAUGUGUAAGAGAAAAUGGUUUAAUGUGCUUUAUUCAGCAGGCCUUCUUAUUCCUGAAACAGUCUCACUUUAAAGGUUCUCUAUAUAACUUUCAGAAAACUGUUGUUCAUAGUGACACCAGUGUCUGUUGAGGGAACUGCAGUCAACAACACGUUGCUCGCAUUUGCACUCUGUACACAGUCCGGGCGCAAGCUAGCAUCUUAGGCAUCGGCCAAAAGGGACAAACUGUACACAAGACUGAAGGCUGGAAAAUACAGUUACAGUCAUGUUUAGAAUAACAUUACUUUCGGCAAUGUUGCUGUAUUUUAUUUGGACCAUUGACUUCAUGCUACUAACCAGCUUGCUGUUUACAAAUCCCAUCAGCCAACACCAUGAAGCAACCAAUGUCAGACACACAACACGCAGCCAAGCCACAGCUUAGCUUAGGCUACAGUUAGCUAGCUGGAUGCCCCUGCCCCCGGCAAUCCUUUGUUUUGUUUCCGUUACGUAGUUUAUUGUUGGCUAAAAUCAACACAGUUUGUCAUACUACAUAAGUUAGUAUCAUGGAUCAUGUUAGCUGGGAAAGUAAUUUUGCAAGCUAAUGUUAGCCAACGGACAUAUCAACUCAUCUCACGUUAGCGAGCAGGGAAGCUAAGGUUAGCCAGCCAGCUGAAUAACGUUAUCCGGCGCUGGCUGCCCCCGCAGUGACAGCCGGCAAAGUAACCUACAUACGUAAAGGUAGCCAGAUCACCACCUUAAUUAAUACAUACACAUAAUACGUAAAUUGCUUCAGAUCUUACGAAUGGAACCUUUAAAGUUUAGGUCAGUAUAUUUACUGUGCAUGGAUAUCAAGUUAUUGGUGAAUGUUUGUUUGCAGCUUCAGAUUGAGAAACUUGAUAUAGACUACCAGCUGGCACUUGGUCACUUUUUUUUAAAUAGAAAUAUAAUUUUAAAGUCCAUGAGUCAUUAUUCAAUGAUGUGAUGUCAGUAGCUGUGUCCCAAAACUUGUGAAAUGUGUACAGCGUUGACUUAAAGGGUACGAUAUGUUGGAGCACAAACAGAUGAGGAGUGCUGCUCAAAGAGCCACGUCCAAGUUCAUUUUAAUGACCGCUGUUACGUUUUUAUAAACAAUGACAUGAUUAUUUUUCACUGUUGUCACUAGCAGAUUCUGAUCCAAUACAAUUUAAGUUUCAGUGUUUGUUUUUACGUACAUGGUCAGCCUCCCUGGAUGUUUUAUUAAAAACUUUCAAUGUAUUUUUGUCAUUUAUAUUCUUAUAUAGUCAUUGUAUAAAAAGGAUGUGUCAUAGUCAAAAGCAAACAUGUUGUAAAAGUCUCUACAAAAGGCAGAAUUGUUACCAAGAGGACUUGAUAAAUUAUUUUUAAACAAAACUUUAUAUAGCCAUUAACAAAUGGUUCUAACGUAAAAACACCCUUUUUUUUGCUUGAUGGCUUAAACACAACAUUUUAACUCCAAAUUAUCAAUAAAUUGAUGAUCCAUUAUGCUUAAACAUUACUCUCAAAAUAAAUGAGUUUUGGUUAAUCCAAUCUGAAAAAUA